AUGCUUUUUCAUGCCUGCAACCAAAUGGGAAUGCAAUAUCUUUGGGUUGAUCCGCUUUGCAUCAACCAGAGCGAUGAAACUGAAAAGAUGAACCAGAUAAACCAAAUGGAUCGUAUUUACGCAUGCGCUCUUUGCACAUUAGUUGCAUUGGCAGGCAAAGAUUCAAACUAUGGCUUACCGGGAGUAACUAGGCCUCGCUCCUGGGCUCAUGAGACCGUGCAGAUAGGUGAUCUCACUCUAGCUACCCGAGCACCAAGUCUGGCAACGUGUAUAGACUGCAGCACGUGGUCUACGAGAGGAUGGACCCUUCAAGAAGCAAUGCUUUCCCCACGGCUUCUCUACUUUACUGAGUAUGGCACUUACCAGGAGUAUCCAGAUCCAGGAGUGAAGUUCGAGUCCAACGCACUCUGCGAGCCUGUUACAACAUAUAACUUUCCAACAGUAGACAAGCAUUGGAGUGUAGUGGAACAGUACACGACCCGACAUUUAACAUUUCCAUCCGACGCUCUGUGUGCCAUCUCUGCAGUCUUACGCGCGAUGCAUGGAGAUGAAGGCGUUUAUUAUGGGUUACCAAUUUCCCAGAUGGACCAAGCUGUUGUCUGGGUGCCCACAGGCAACGGUUCGAAUACCAAGAGAGACAGAUUUCCUUCUGGGUCAUGGGUGUCUCAUGACGGGAACAUAAUGCAUCCGCAUGUGUUAGCUGGACUCGCAAUCUGGAUGACUCCCAAGCAUGGAUCAAAAAGUGGGCUUAGCAUCUGUAAGCCUGAGGCUCGGAUAGGGAGGUCCAGUUUUGGUACACGCAAUGCAAUUGAUAUAGCAGCAGCCUGGCUGGAAGGCUGCAUCUCAAGCCAAUUCCCAAUUGACCCGUGGUUCAAUAGUGAGACAGUCUAUGCUCUGGAUGCUAGGUGGCCGACGUAUGAGGCGUUCUGGGUGGAUGCCUUUGGUGGAUUCGCAAAUGAUAACAUCAACCUUAUAGAACACUGCGAGCUGGCUCCCGGCCACAUCCUUGUCUAUGGCCAGGUCGCACAGUUUACAUUGGACACCUGCAAGUUUGGUAAAAGGCGCGACAUGUUCAUCAUCCGGUCCAGAGCUGGAAUACCAUCUGGUGCCAUUUGGAUAUCCGCAUAUAACGAAACCGCGCCUAUGAACACCACUAGAGAAUUUAUUGCAUUAUCAAUAGGAGACGGGGCAAUUUUGGGUCCUGCCUUAGACUUGGCAUUUGAGAAGAGAUUUACAGAGAACCCCGACCUGGCCGAUUUUGAGUUACAAUACCUGUACGGGAAUGCAGAAAUCCUUCCUGUUUUGAAUGCAAUGAUGGUUGAAAGAAACCCAGAGUCUAAUAUCGCCCGCCGCCUUGGGAUAGGGACGAUAUUUCUCAAGGAAUGGGCCGAUGCAGAUCGAGAGUUCAAAACCCUUGUUCUUGAAUGA
Molecule: messenger RNA, 1428 nt
Organism: Aspergillus oryzae RIB40
Lineage: Eukaryota; Fungi; Ascomycota; Eurotiomycetes; Eurotiales; Aspergillaceae
Product: HET domain-containing protein
Exons: 1
Coding region: 1-1428 (475 amino acids)
Source: RefSeq, a predicted model, not a curated record